GUCAUGGCUGCCCCAUCGCGGCUAAAGGCCAUCGAGCUAUAUAACGAGCGCCGGGCCGCACAAUGGUCUUGUGCGUAUCCUGAGUCGCACUCACCGGUCCAGCAGACCCUGCAGCCAGACAUCAUCACAGGUUCAGACUCCGGGUCGACAGGAUGCUUGCCAAAUCGUUUCGGGCACCAUUGGCAGCCAUUGCCCUCGGUGCGCUCUGCCAGCACCCAGUUACUGCUCAGGAUGGAUCCAUUGAGACUCUCGUUGCCAACGACAAGUCCUUUGCCCUGAACGGCAAGGGCAUGUCCUACCGCUUCCACGUCGACGAGGACACGGGAGACCUCUACAAUGACCACUUCGGUGGCCUUGCCACCGAGGAUGGUCUCGUCGAGCCUCUCGCCAGGCCCGAUGGCUGGGCCGGCUUCCCCUCACGUGUCUUGCGCGAGUACCCAGACCUAGGCCGCGGCGAUAUGCGCAUCCCGGCCGUCCAGAUCCGCCAGGCUGGCGACGGCAAGGCCUACACCGUCAGCGACCUCAAAUACCAGUCGCAUGAGCUUGUGGAGGGCAAGCCCGCGCUUAGCGGCCUCCCCUCGACAUUCGGCGAGGCCGGCGAGGUGUCGACGCUGAUCGUGCACCUGUAUGACAACUACAGCGCCAUUGCUGUCGACAUGUCCUACUCCAUCUUCGCCGAGCACGAUGCCGUCGUACGCAGUGUCAACAUCACCAACAAGGGCGAGAACGACAUCGUUCUCGAUAAGGCUGCCAGUCUGAGCGUCGACCUCCCCUUUGCAGACUACGAGAUGAUUUACCUUCGGGGUGAUUGGGCCAGAGAAGCUCAGAGAGUUCGGAGGAGCGUCGAGUAUGGAAAUCAAGGAUUCGGAUCUCUGGCCGGCUACUCUUCCCACUUCCACAACCCUUUCCUCGCUCUUGUAUCUCCCGACACGACCGAGAGCCGCGGCGACGCUUGGGGCUUCUCGUUGGUCUACACUGGUUCCUUUUCUGUCGACGUCGAGAAGUCCUCACAGGGCCCGCUCCGAGCAACGCUUGGUCUCAAUCCCUACGAGUUCGCCUGGCCCCUGAAGCCCGGCGAGACAUUCACAACACCCGAGUGUGUCGCCAUCUACUCAGACGCCGGUGUCGGCGGCAUGUCGCGCAAGUUCCACAACCUCUUCCGCAAGAACCUCAUUCGCAGCAAGUUCGCCACGGAGCCGCGCCCUGCGCUGCUCAACAGCUGGGAGGGCCUGUACUUUGCCUACAACCAGAGCACGGUCUUGGACCUUGCGCGAGCCACUGCCGAGCUUGGCGUCAAGCUCUUUGUCCUCGACGACGGGUGGUUUGGCAACGAGUUCCCUCGCAACAACGACUCGCUGGGUCUGGGUGAUUGGCAGGUCAACAAGGCCAAGUUCCCCGAUGGGCUGGGACCCCUUGUUGACGAGAUUACCCAGCUGCAGUCGGGCAACUCUUCCGACAAGCUACAGUUUGGCCUAUGGUUCGAGCCCGAGAUGGUGAACCCCAACUCGACGCUCUAUGGCAAACACCCAGAUUGGGUCCUUCACGCCGCCGACUACCCGCGUACCCUUCGCCGUAAUCAGCUCGUCCUCAACCUUGCACUGCCUGAGGUCCAGGAGCACGUCAUCAACUCUGUCGCCAACAUUCUCGACACCGCCAAGGUAACCUACGUCAAGUGGGACAACAACCGCGGCAUGCACGAGACCACGACCUCGUACGCCAGCCACCAGUAUAUGCUUGGCCUGUACCGCGUUCUUGAUACCCUAACCACGCGCUUCCCCGAUGUCCUCUUUGAAGGAUGCGCAUCUGGUGGCGGCCGUUUCGACCCGGGCAUCAUGCACUACUUCCCGCAGUCCUGGACAUCCGACAACACCGACGGCUUCAACCGUGUUGGCAUCCAGUUCGGCACGUCCCUGGCCUAUCCCCCUUCCGCCAUGGGCGCUCACGUCUCCGUUGUUCCUAACCACCAGGCCGGCCGUGUCACCCCGCUCGCCUACCGCGCGCACGUGGCCAUGAUGGGUGGCAGCUUCGGCUUCGAGCUGAACCCGGCCGACCUGACCGCCGACGAGCGUGCCGAGCUCCCCGCCCUGAUCAGCCUCGCCGAUCAGGUCAACCCCAUCGUCAUCCAGGGCGACAUGUACCGCCUCUCCCUGCCCGAACACUCCAACUGGCCCGCGGCAAUGUGGAUAACCCCGGAGGGCGACAAGGCAGCCGUCUUCUACUUCCAGACCCGCGCCAACGUGAACCACCAGCUUCCCUAUCUCAAGCUGCAGGGCCUGGACCCCAGCGCCAGGUACGCCCUCGAUGGGAACGGCACGUUCUCCGGCGCCACGCUCAUGAAUGUCGGCGUGCAGUACAUGUUCCCUGUUGAGGACUAUGGUUCAAAGGUCAUGCUGCUGGAGAGGCAGUAGUUAGAACUUGUCUGCGAUUCUUUGGGAGUUAGCUUUGGGGUAUCCGUGCUUUGUAGGAGCGCUCUUCGAUAAAAGGCAGGCAUGUACUCCUUCUAGAGUGCUGAGAUGCACACCCAAACAAAAGAAUCUAUAUAAUGACGAAGUAUGAGACAUGCUGCUGGUCUUAAUGACUUCGAAUUGCAGAGCCCGUAUCAUACGCGGAAGCUGUUGUGACAGGACAUCGUGUGCGUGAUUGCGUUCUGUGGGAGCCAUAGUUCUCAGGUAACUAUUAAACAUCACGCAGCUUGAAACAAGCGUGCUAUUAUCUAGUUACAAAAGACGAG
This is a messenger RNA of Microdochium trichocladiopsis, 2731 nucleotides long. RefSeq names its product glycoside hydrolase family 36 protein. Gene Ontology annotation, molecular function: alpha-galactosidase activity. Gene Ontology annotation, biological process: carbohydrate catabolic process. Lineage: Eukaryota; Fungi; Ascomycota; Sordariomycetes; Xylariales; Microdochiaceae. The record is from RefSeq and is a predicted model, not a curated record. The coding region runs from base 153 to 2408 and encodes 751 amino acids. The transcript has 3 exons.